Ceratitis capitata (Mediterranean fruit fly) is the source of this 13621-nucleotide messenger RNA. RefSeq names its product dynein heavy chain 2, axonemal (gene kl-2). The transcript is spliced from 16 exons. The record is from RefSeq and is a predicted model, not a curated record. NCBI's taxonomy places the organism in Eukaryota, Metazoa, Arthropoda, Insecta, Diptera, Tephritidae. Gene Ontology annotation, cellular component: dynein complex. Gene Ontology annotation, biological process: microtubule-based movement. Bases 55 to 13572 code for a protein of 4505 amino acids. Gene Ontology annotation, molecular function: dynein light intermediate chain binding; ATP hydrolysis activity; ATP binding.
UCGCAUAUCCAAAUCAAUUUCCUAGACGAAUACACGUGAAUUUUCAUCACCAAGAUGUCCUUGAAAGGCAACACUGCCAAACAGGCUGCAGACAAAAGCGGCGCUGGAGACACACUUAGCAUGUCGAGUGGUUCCUCCGUUGACAGUCAGGAAGCUGCUGUUAAAAAGAAAAAGGAUAUACAGCCCACAGCACCAGUUAUACCAGUACCCGAGUAUACCGAAGAGGAUUUGAAUAAGCUCACCACCUUCGUACAGCGCAUGACAUUGCUCUUUGCUUUGGAUCAUCGCGACUGGCACGAGGAAACAUUGAAGAUUAUAAAACGUUGGUUCAUGGAAGUCAACCAUCCGAUAAUGACAAUAUUUUAUGAUCGCAAUAUACUUAGCGCUUGCCUAGGUUUUCCGCUAGCACCAGUGGCUGACAUCAGCUAUUUUGUGCGCAAACCAAAUCAAAUCUUCACCGUAGACGGUUUCCACGAUGAGAUUAACUUUGGCACCAUACACGAGGAUGUCGAUGGUUGUUUGCUGAAAAUUAUGCAAUAUGUAUAUCAGCCAAUAUUUCGCAAUUACAAAGAUUGGAAUGAUAAUAUAAAGAGUCGCUUCUGCAGAGCAAUGGACAAAUUUCUAUGUUACCUCACUAGUCUACAUUAUAAAAUGGCUGGACUCACAGUGCUAUACGUGCCCUAUGUGGUGAAGCAAAUCUCACGGCCGGAUAUACAACAUGAUCGUGAAUUUGUGAAGAAUCUCGAAUCGAUUGUGGUCUAUUGGACAACUCAGAUACGCACGCUAAUAAAUGAUAAGACGCUCGUGGCUCAACAUGACUUUGUUGUACCCACCGAGGAAUAUGAGUUCUGGCUAUAUCGAUUCGAGGUACUCCAAGGCCUGGACACACAAUUACAAAAUGAAGACGUACAGCAAAUCAUACACGUUUUACGCAACUCCCAUUCGGUGUAUAUUAAACAAGUGGACGAACUCAUCGAGGAGUGCCAUAAUGAAAUGGAAGAAGCGAAAUCUAAUAUUAAAUACUUGUAUUUACUCAACGAGCCUUGCUCACGCAUCGAUCAGGCCGAGUCGCCCGCCGCCGUGCCAACACUCAUACCGCGCAUUGUGCACAUUAUACGUUAUAUUUGGUUGAAUUCUGAGUUUUAUAAGCGUCGGGAUCUCAUCACCGGUCUAUUUCGCAAUCUCAGCAAUCAGAUCAUUAAGUUUUGUCUUGAUCAGGUCAACGUGGACAAAGUACUUCAGGGAAAUCCAAGAUUUGGUAUACGUAUGGCGAAUAUGGCAAUCGAUUGUUGUCUCUCUUACCGUGCUAUAUAUGAUUUAAUGUCGAAAGAACAUGCUUCUCGUAAGCCGGAUGUUGGUUGGGAUUUGGAAAACGCAAUGAUAUUUAAUCAUGUGGACGCAUUUAUUGAACGGCUCAAUGAUCUAAUUGACAUAUGUGAAUCGAUGAUUGUGUUCGGUCGCUUGGACGAGACGGAGACAAUACCGAAACCAAUCUUCGGCGGCACCAAUGGUGAGGAAUUUGAGCGCACUGCCGAAGGUGUUGAAAAACAAUUUAUGGUAUUAUUGGAUGCUUUGGAGCAUGAUUCUAAGGAACUUAUAUUGAAUGUAAAUAAAAACGAGUGGUACGAGGAAGUUUUGAAAUAUCGCCGCACAGUGCAGAGUUUUGAGGAGACGAUUCAACGUCUCAUGUCAAAUGUGUUCCAACGCAUCUGCAAUAUUGAGGAGGGUCUCGAAGUCUUGAAUGUAACACUUUUCUAUUCAUAUCGUGCUAGCAUUCGCAAAACUUACCUCCGUCAAGUGAGCGAUGUCUGGAUAAUGUUCGAUAAGGAGAUGUCGGACACAACUAAAAUGUUAAUGGAACGUGUAAAACUACACGAAUCUUGGAUACCAUAUUAUGUUUCACGUGCCAUCGGCUAUCGCAUUAACCUCGAGCGUCUGCAAUGGCUACGCGAUCGACUCAACACAUCUGAAUGGUUACCGGUGGUGCCCGAAGCAAAAAUAGUGCUAGAUAAGUUUGAAAAUCUUAAAAAGGAUUAUACCAAAGAGAUUAAGAAAGCUUUCGAUGAAUGGACAAAUAACUGUAGUAGCACAACUUUAGAGAGCCGCUUGGAGCGCACCUUAAUCGUACGUAGUAAAAUCAAACGUGGCUUGAUCGAAUGCAAUAUGGAUCGUACGAUACUGAGCAUAUGUGAUCAAGCGAGACAUUUCGAGAAUCUUGGUUUUCAAAUACCGCCGCUCAUACGCAAGGUGUACGAUCGUUAUAGUACACUACAGUUUGUCUACAACAGCGUACUUACCGUCUGCUUGGACUAUAACCGUAUUUUGGCUGCACUCUCCGAACAGGAGAGAAAUCUCUUUCGUGCACUGAUCCAUGCGUGUGAUCGUAAAAUUGCGCCUGGUCUCUUCAAGUUAACUUGGAGUGGUGAAUUGAGCGAUGCUUACAUAGCGGACUGUGCCAAGCAUACGAAAAAAUUACAAGACUCGUUGGACAUUUAUAAACGUGCUAAUCGUCAGAUUGCUAAAACGUGUGAGAAAAUCUGCGACACGGCAUUGAUAAAGCUGGUGUUAAGUGGUGCUGUCGAACUGUCGGUUUUCGAACUGGCACUAGCGUCAUCUACGCGGAAAGCAACAAAUGCUAUUUUAGGUCACUACGAAACAAUAGUGGAGCUACUAUUUGCGGUAUUCACCGAGUUUCAGCCGGUGUUGGAUGAGAUGGAGACUGAGUGGUAUGAAUAUAUCACCCAAUUCGAUGCUAUGCUAAAUGCUGCACUCAUGACCUGCGCUCGUAACUCUUUACUGAAUGUGUACAAUCUGGUGCGCUCCGAAGGAGAUAUACUGCCUUCUCCCGUACUAAUUUUAGAAGCGGAUAUUGUUGAGGGCAAGAUACAACUUACACCCAAUAUGACAGAUAUCAAGCAACUUUUUGCUGGAAUAUUCGAACGCGUUGGCACCUGCUUAGCGGUUAUACCCAGACUCACAGCCAAAUUGAAAUUGCCAAAAGAAUAUCAACAACCGUUAUUUUCAACAACAUUUGCCAAUGAUAUCGAGGCAAAGGAAAUACAAGCCUCACUGGAAUAUGAAGUGAAGUACAAUGAAGAAGAAAUCGAAACAUUUUUAAUGGGUUGGCGUUAUUAUCGUGAUAUCUGGGAAAAAACAGAAUCGGAGUUCACUAAACACAUCGUCUCUACCGAGCAGAAAGCAUAUGUCUUCGAACAGAGUAUUGAAUAUUACAGCAGUUUGGCGGAUGAGAUUGGCAUGAAGGAUUCCAUUGUAAAUGUAUACUUUAUAUUAGUAAAUCAGAAUUUUCUUAAGAACACCCUAAUGGAUUAUAUUGAAAAAUGGCAGAUGCUGAAUAUAAAGCUAUUACUGCGACGUGCAACAGCGAAAAUUAAUGGUGUUUACCGUUAUAUUCGAAAAAAUGGCGAACGCAUCCAAAUUGUGCCACGCAAUCUUAAAGAAGCUCGCGAGGCAACGGAACUAUAUGAAUUUCUCUUCAAUGAUGCUCCACGAAAGCAAGCAGAAUUCCCAGCAAUGUUGAGUCUAUUUAAGCUACUCGAUUUUUACCUAGUCGAAAUACCCGAUGCCACACGCAAACUCGUCACCAAUCUCGAAGCUGAGUGGGAUGCUUACCUAAAAAUUCUAUUACAUUCUAGUGAUAUGCUGGAGAUGACACGUGAAGAAUUUAAGAAGACUCUUUUGAGACAAGCUGAAAAGUUCAAGACAGUCAUGAAAGAGUUUCUAGCCGAUUUCAUGCUGAAACUACCAACAUCUGCACAAACAAAACCGAAAAUUGCACUGAAAUAUUUAAAAAUUAUUGAAAAUAAAGUGAGAGAUUGUUUCAAUUUCGAAAAGAGUUUAGCAAAUGAUUUGAGUACGUUCCACAUCAAUCAACCGGAUAAUUUGGAUUUGAAGAAGUUGGAGAGUGAACUGCUAGUUGUGAGAGGAAUUUGGGAGCUCAUACUUGAAUGGCAAACCGCCUGGGAUGAAUGGCGUAAAGGCAAUUUCUGGCAAAUGAAUAUUGAUAUAAUGGAGGAGACAGCCAUUAGUUUGUAUAAAGAGUUCAAUAUUUUAAAUAAACGUUAUAUGGAGCGUGAUUGGGAGAUGCUGCAGGUGACAACGAAAAUUGUGGACAGCUUUCGACGGACAAUGCCUCUAAUAACAGCGCUCAAGAAUCCAUGCAUGAGAAAGCGUCACUGGGAUAAUGUUCGCGACGUUGUUGGAGUUAUUUUCGACGAGAACUCCAAAAAGUUUACCCUAGAACUAGUCAUUAAUCUGGACUUUCAAGCGUACUCUGAGGAGAUCCAAGACAUCUCAAAUGCCGCCACAAUGGAAUUACAAAUUGAGAAUGGAAUAAAGAAUAUCGCAAGUAUUUGGCGAAAACAAAGUUUCGAAAUGGCCUUCUACCGUGAUGGCAUAUAUCGCAUAAAGAAUGUCGAUGAUUGUAUGCAGUUACUCGAAGAGCAUAUGGUACAAAUUUCCGCAAUGAAAGCGACCCGCUUUGUGGAGCCCUUUAUAGUGGUGGUCGAUUACUGGGAGAAGACGCUCUCUUACAUAGCGGAAACACUGGAAAUGGCAUUGAAUGUACAACGGCAAUGGUUGUAUUUGGAGAAUAUUUUUGCUGGUGAGGAUAUACGCAAACAACUGCCGGCCGAGGCGAAACACUUUGUCAGUCUUACAGAUGAAUUUCGCAUGAUUACCUCGAAAAUGUAUAACGCCAAGUCGGCGGUGCGGGCAACACAUUUGCGGAAGCCACCAUUUUUGCUUGAACGCUUUAACAAAAUGGACGAACGCUUAGAGCUCAUACAACGUGCUUUGGAAAUAUAUUUGGAAUCGAAGCGUCAAUUAUUUCCACGUUUCUAUUUCAUUUCCAACGACGACCUUUUGGAGAUUUUGGGCAAUGCCAAGCGCCCGGAUUUGGUGCAACCUCAUCUGAAGAAACUCUUUGAUAACUUGUACCGUUUGGAGUUGAAGCGUGUGGGCAAAACUAUGAGUCGGUUUCAGGCUAUGGGCAUGUAUGCGGACGAUGGUGAAUAUGUUGAAUUUCUCAAUGUGCUAUACAUUGAAGGCCCCUCCGAGAAGUGGUUAAAGAUGGUGGAAGACUUUAUGUUAGCCGUUAUGAAGGAAAAGCUGAAGCAAACGCGUGCCUCCCUCAAAAAACUUAUUAGUAAUCGCGAGCAGUGGCUCUCGCUAUGGCCGGGUCAAAUGUUGCUCACCACAUGUCAAAUUCAAUGGACCACCGAAUGUACCCGCAGUCUCAUACACUGUAAAAUGGUGGAUCAGAAGAAACCAUUACGCAAAUUGAAACGAAAACAAAAUAAAGUGCUCGCCAAACUUUCGGAGCUAAGUCGCAAGGAGCUUUCAAAGAUAAUGCGUCUCAAGGUUAAUACGCUUAUAACAAUUGAAAUUCAUGGACGCGAUGUUAUCGAUCGCAUGUACAAGGUGAAUUGCAAGGACGUGAGCCAUUUCGAGUGGUUCUCACAGCUGCGCUUCUAUUGGCAUCGCGAGUCUGAGCUAUGCGUUAUACGUCAAACGAACACAGAACAUUGGUAUGCCUACGAGUACACGGGCAAUUCAGGUCGUCUAGUCAUUACACCACUCACCGAUCGCUGCUACAUAACAUUAACAACGGCACUGCACUUGCAUCGUGGAGGCAGCCCAAAAGGUCCGGCUGGUACUGGCAAAACUGAGACCGUCAAGGACUUGGGCAAAGCGCUGGGUAUGUGGGUUAUAGUCACGAAUUGUUCCGAGGGUCUGGAUUACAAGAGUAUUGGCAAGAACUUUUCUGGUUUGGCACAAACGGGCGCUUGGGGCUGCUUUGAUGAAUUCAAUCGCAUCAAUAUCGAAGUAUUAUCGGUCGUGGCACAGCAAAUUCUAUCAAUUAUGUCAGCGCUCUCCGCUAAAUUGACAGAGUUCAAUUUCGAGGGUAUCGUAAUCAAGCUUAGGCACACAGUCGGUCUUUUUAUAACCAUGAAUCCUGGCUAUGCUGGUCGCACAGAAUUACCAGAUAAUUUAAAAUCUAUGUUUCGACCGAUAGCAAUGAUGGUUCCCGACAAUGCCAUCAUAGCGGAAAAUUUACUCUUCUCCGAUGGUUUCUCAAAUACGCGAAGCUUGGCGCGUAAAGUUUUCACUCUCUACGAAUUGGCUAAACAACAACUUUCCAAACAAUACCAUUAUGAUUUCGGUCUGCGCUCCAUGGUCGCUCUGUUGCGUUAUGCGGGUCGCAAACGACGUCAACUACCGAACACUAACGAAGAGGAAAUCGUUUAUUUAGCUAUGCGCGACAUGAAUGUGGCACGCUUAACCGCUAACGAUUUGCCACUCUUCAAUGGCAUUAUGUCCGAUAUAUUUCCCGGCGUUACUUUACCCGUUAUUGAUUAUAGUGACUUCAAGACUGCGAUUGAGGAUGAAUUACGAAGUAAUGGCUUACAACUCAUACCGAUCGCCAUCAAAAAGAUUAUCGAACUGUAUGAGACGAAGAAUUCGCGACACUCUUCCAUGAUUAUUGGUAAUACUGGCACUGCAAAGACGGUUACUUGGAAGUGUUUGCAGGGAGCCUUCGUGCGCAUGAACGCCAAUAAACAUCCCGGCUGGGAGGCGGUCAUUGUGCACCCGGUCAAUCCAAAAGCACUCAACUUAGCCGAACUCUACGGCGAAUAUAAUUUGGCGACCGGUGAAUGGUUGGACGGCGUGCUCAGCUCUAUUAUGCGGGUUAUUUGCGCUGAUGAAGAUCUCACACAGAAAUGGCUGCUUUUCGAUGGACCUGUAGAUGCAGUUUGGAUCGAGAAUAUGAAUUCAGUUAUGGAUGAUAACAAGAUUUUAACUCUAGUGAAUAGUGAACGAAUUACAAUGCCAGCACAAGUAUCAUUGCUUUUCGAGGUGGCUGAUUUGGCUGUAGCCUCACCAGCGACUGUUUCACGUUGUGGUAUGGUGUACAAUGAUUACAACGACUGGGGUUGGCGUCCGUAUGUAAACUCAUGGUUAGCCAGGCAAAAAAUUCCCGAAUAUGUAAAGCUGGUGCGUGAAUAUUUCGAUCAAUAUUUGGAUAAAGUUUUAGAAUUCAAACGGCAGCGUUGCAAGGAAAUCGUCAAGACAAAUCAGUUAAAUGUGGUCAUGUCAAUGUGUAAGCUCUUAGAGGCUUUCGCUACAAAACAGAAUGGCAUUGUACCGGGUAAUAUUGACGUAUUGGAAACAAUGAGCAAACUAUGGUUUCUAUUUUCACUCAUCUGGUCAGUGUGUGCCACUGUUGAUGAAGAUAGUCGCAAUCGUGUGGAUUCGUACAUAAGAGAGCUGGAUAGCUCGUUCCCUAUUAAGGACACUGUUUAUGAUUAUUACGUCGAUCCGGUGCAUGGUACGCUCAUGCCGUGGGAGAGCAUGCUUUCGGACUCUUGGAAAUAUGAUGAAAGUCUGCCAUUCUACAAAAUCAUCGUACCCACUGUGGAUACCGUGCGGUAUGAAUAUCUAGUUUCGAAACUAUUGCAAGAAGAACACCCUGUUAUGUUAGUGGGUAAUGUUGGCACUGGGAAGACCUCUACAGCUGUUAGCGUAAUGGAUGCCUGCGAUAAGAACAAAUAUACAGUGCUCUCCAUAAACAUAUCCGCACAGACUACAGCUGCUGGUCUACAGGAAUCCAUUGAAAAUCGCACGGAGAAACGUACGAAAACCUUUUUUGUACCAAUCGGUGGUAAACGCAUGAUUUGUUUCAUGGACGACUUCAACAUGCCAGCCAAAGACACAUACGGCUCACAGCCACCGCUUGAACUUAUACGCCAAUGGAUCGAUUAUAAAUAUUGGUUUAAUAGACGAAAUCAGCAGAAGAUCUAUGUGCAGAAUACACUGUUAAUGGCGGCGAUGGGUCCGCCUGGCGGUGGGCGCCAAGUGAUCUCUCCACGUACACAAAGUCGUUUCGUCAUUAUCAAUAUGACAUUUCCCACCGAAGCUACUAUAAUGCGCAUUUUCGGCACAAUGCUCCAACAGAAGCUAAAACCAUUUGCCAAUGAUAUACGUGAGAUCGCUUUGAAAGUCACCUCGUGCACAAUCGAUUUGUACAAUGCAGUGGUUGCACGCAUGUUGCCAACACCAGCCAAGUCCCAUUACCUGUUCAAUUUACGCGACAUUUCGAAAAUAUUCCAGGGAUUAUUACGUGGCCAUCACGAAGCGCAGACUAAGCGGUCGAUGUUUUUGCGUUUGUGGGUACAUGAAGCUUUCCGCGUCUUCAGCGAUCGUUUGAUCGACGAUCUAGAUCAAGGCUGGUUUAUAAACGAGAUGAACAACAUACUUGGCAAAUAUAUGGAGAUCACCUACCACAGUUUGUGCCCCAACAAAAUCGUACCCAUAUUUGGCGACUUUAUGAGCAAUCAAGGUUACUACGAGGAUCUGCCGUUUGAAGAUCUUCGCAAGUAUAUCAAUCGUCAAAUGGAGGAAUAUAAUAAUUUCCCAGGUAUGGCUAACAUGAAUUUGGUAUUCUUCAAGGAAGCUAUAGAGCAUGUUACGCGCGCUGUACGUGUCAUAUCUCAGCCGCGUGGUCAUGUCCUGAACAUCGGUAUUGGUGGCUCAGGUCGGCAGGCGCUGGUGCGCUUAGCCGCUUUCAUUUGCGAAUUCGGUACAUUCUCAAUUGAAGUCACUAAAAAAUAUAAAACAAACGAAUUCAAAGAGGAUCUGAAGAAUCUAUAUAAAGUGACGGGCAUCAAACAGCGCGGCACCGUAUUCCUCUUUAGCAACGAGCAAGUAGCAGAAAGCUCUUUCCUUGAAAUCCUAAACAAUAUGUUAAGCACUGGUGAGGCGAAUCUCUUUAAGUCAGACGAAUUUGAAGAAUUGAAAACGGAAUUGGAGCGACCAGCCAAAAAGGCGGGCAUACAGUUUACCACGGAGUCACUUUAUAAUUUCUUUAUGCAAAAUGUGCGUGAGAAUAUGCAUAUCUCACUCGCAAUGAGUCCGAUCGGAGAGGACUUCCGCAGUUAUAUACGUCAAUAUCCAGCUUUGAUUAACAACACUUCACCGAACUGGUUUCGGCUUUGGCCGCAAGAAGCACUCUUAGAGGUGGCACAGAAAUUUUUGGCGGGCUUCAAAAUCAACGUAUCAGUGCCAGGCAAAGAAGAUGAGAAGCACAGGGACAGUUUAAUACUGACCACUGAGGACCGAUUGCAAAAGGCUGUUGCUUAUGUGUUCUCAGUAAUUCAUUCGAGCGUAGCACAAAUGUCUGUGCAGAUGCUGGCAGAGGUUAAACGGCACAAUUACGUCACAUCGCCCAAUUAUCUGGAACUGGUAAGCGGUUUUAAGGCUUUACUGGAAAAUAAACGCUUCGAAGUGUCGUCCAGCGCGAAUAAGCUGAGGAAUGGUCUAUCAAAAAUUCAAGAAACACAAGAAAAGGUUUCAAUAAUGUCCGAGGAGCUAAAAAUCAGCUCCGAGCAGGUGAAAAUUUUAGCUAAGGAAUGUGAAGAGUUCAUAGCAAUCAUAGAGAUACAAAAGGCCGAGGCUACGGACCAAAAGGAAAAGGUCGAUGCAGAGGCAAUAAUUAUACGGCAAGAAGAAGUUGUUUGUUUAGACUUGGCGGCAACUGCGCAAGCUGAUUUGGAUGUUGUUAUGCCAAUGAUAGAUGCCGCCAUAAAAGCUUUGGAUGCGUUGAGCAAAAAAGAUGUGGCCGAAGUGAAAUCUUACGGACGGCCACCUAUGAAAAUUGAGAAGGUUAUGGAAGCUGUUUUGAUUUUGCUCGGUAAGGAGCCGACUUGGGAGAAUGCCAAAAAAGUAUUGGGCGAAGUAAAUUUCCUGAAUGACUUGAAAAAUUUCGAUCGUGAUCAUGUUACCGAUAAAACAUUGAAACGCAUUGGCUUGUAUACGAAAAAUCCCGAACUGGAACCCGACAAAGUCGCUAUAGUGUCCGUGGCGUGCAAAUCUCUUAUGCAAUGGAUAAUGGCGAUCGAAAACUAUGCUAAAGUUUAUCGUAUCGUUGCGCCAAAGCAAGAGAAGUUGGACAAUGCCAUGCGCUCUUUGGCUGAGAAACAGGCAAUGCUCGCGGCUGCUAUGAAGAAAUUAGAAGAGCUGAAUGCUGCGAUUGCCGAACUUUAUCGGCAGUUAAACGAAAAGACAGAACUGCUCAAUGAGUUGCGAAUCAAAGAGGAACGUCUGAGAAAACAGCUCGAACGCGCCAUUAUUUUGGUGGAAUCCCUGUCUGGCGAACGUGAACGUUGGAUUGAGACAGUUGCCUCACUGGAUUUGGCCUUUGAGAAACUACCCGGCGAUUGUUUGCUGGCAACUGCAUUCACAUCUUACCUCGGUCCCUUCGAUACCAAGUAUCGCGAAAUACUGGUUGAGAAAUGGAUUGGACUGAUUGUGUCAAAUCAAAUUCCCUGCACCGACGAAAUGAAGAUAACACUUUUCCUCAGCGAUGCCGUGACCAUACGUGAAUGGAAUAUUCAAGGAUUGCCAGCAGAUGACUUUAGCACUGAAAAUGGUGUCAUCGUAAUGGGUGGACAACGUUGGCCACUCAUCAUUGAUCCACAAUCGCAAGCGAAUACGUGGAUCAAGAACUUCGAGGCCAAUAAUGAUUUGAAAGUGAUUGAUUUCUCACAAACUGAUUAUCUACGUUCGUUGGAAAGAGCUCUGUCCGCUGGUAAUCCUGUACUGCUACAAAAUGUUGGCGAGAGCUUGGAUCAGGCCAUAAAUCCUAUCUUACGGAAAAGUUUCACCAUGCAAGGCGGUCAGAAAUUGAUAAAGUUCAAUGAUAAAUACAUCACCUAUAACGAUGCCUUCAAACUAUACAUAACUACGAAAAUCACCAACCCCCACUACCCACCGGAAAUCUCAUCGAAAACAACAAUCGUGAAUUUCGCCGUCAAGCAAGAUGGAUUACAGGCACAACUCUUAGGUAUUAUAGUACGCAAAGAGAAGCCCGCGUUGGAGGAGCAGAAAGAUGAAUUGGUAUUGACGAUCGCGCGCAAUAAACGUACACUCAUCGAGUUAGACAAUGAGAUACUGCGUCUACUGAAUGAAAGCCGUGGCUCAUUGCUGGAAGAUGAUGAACUUUUCGCCACACUACAAAAAUCACGUCAGACUUCGGUGCUGGUGAAGGAAUCGUUAGCCACCGCUGAAGUGACAGAAAUCGAGAUUGAUGCUGCGCGCCAAGAAUAUCAACCAGCUGCCGAACGCGCAGCAAUUCUCUUCUUUGUACUCAUGGAUAUGUCGAAAAUCGAUCCGAUGUACGAGUUCUCACUCGCUGCAUACAUCCUACUCUUCAUACAGUCUAUUGAACGGAGUCCCAAACAUCAGAUCGUAUACGAACGUAUCCAGAAUAUAAACGAUUAUCAUACAUAUUCCGUGUAUAAAAAUACUUGUCGUGGACUUUUCGAAAUGCACAAACUACUCUUCUCCAUACACAUGACAGCCAAGAUAUUGGAAUGUGCUGGCAAGUUGGUGGAGGCGGAAUAUGAUUUCAUACUCAAGGGUGGCAUCGUACUCGACAAACAGAAUCAACCACCGAAUCCAAAUCCGAACUGGAUUAGUGAACAGGCAUGGGAUAAUAUAACCGAACUCGAUAGAGUCGCUGGCUUUCACGGCAUAAUCGACUCCUUUGAACAGAAUCCGAAAUUAUGGCAGAUGUGGUAUGCCACCACAACGCCGGAAACUGAGGAUCUCGUCGGUGAAUGGAAUGAUAAAUUGACAGAUUUUGAGAAAAUCUGUGUUGUGCGUUGCUUACGACCCGAUCGUGUGUCUUUUUGCCUCACCCAAUUCAUUAUCAAUACACUUGGUCCGCGUUUUGUGGAACCACCGGUAUUGGACUUAAAAGCUGCCUUUGACGAAUCCAUGUCGCAGACACCACUUAUCUUCGUACUCUCGCCCGGUGUAGAUCCCACGCAGUCAUUAAUCAUGCUAGCCGAGCAGUGCAGAAUGUCUCAACGUAUGUUCUCACUCAGCUUGGGACAAGGUCAAGCACCGGUUGCUACGAAAAUGAUUAUGGACGGUGUGCGUGAUGGCAAUUGGGUAUUUUUGGCGAAUUGUCAUCUAUCUUUGAGUUGGAUGCCAACGUUGGACAAGAUCAUCGCCACCAUGCAAUCAAUGAAAUUACAUAAACGUUUCCGCUUGUGGUUGAGUUCAAGUCCACAUCCAGAAUUUCCCAUAUCCAUUCUACAGUCGAGCAUUAAAAUGACCACAGAGCCGCCACGUGGCAUAAAAGCGAAUAUGCGUCGUCUCUACAAUAACAUCAAUGAACAAACUUUCGAAUCCGUCGAUGAAACGAGCAAAUAUAAGAAGUUACUAUUUGCGCUGUGCUUCUUUCACACAGUUCUAUUGGAGCGCAAGAAAUUUUUGGAACUUGGUUGGAAUGUGAUUUAUAGUUUCAAUGAUUCCGAUUUUGAAGUCUCAGAUGUGCUCUUGGCUUUGUACUUAAACGAAUACGAGGAAACACCGUGGGGGGCUUUGAAAUUUCUUAUUGCUGGCAUCAAUUAUGGCGGGCACGUGACCGAUGAUUGGGAUCGCCGUCUGUUAACGACAUAUAUAAAUCAGUUCUAUUGUGAUGGCGCUUUGACCACACACAAAUUUCGUCUCUCCUCACUCAUUAACUAUUUUAUACCUGGUGAUGGCGAUCUUCAAUCUUAUAUUGAUCAGAUACAACAAUUUCCGAAUUUCGACAAGCCAGAAGCGUUCGGUCAACAUCCCAACGCCGACAUUGCUUCACUGAUCGGCGAGACGCGUCUGCUCUUUGAGACGCUGGUGUCGAUGCAAGUGCAGACCACCACUGCGGUAGGUGAGAGCAUGGAAACGAAAGUGCUGCGUUUGGCUAAGGACAUAUUUGCGAGCACACCAGACGAAAUCAAUUAUGAACAGACCGCCAAAUUGAUCGGACUUAAUCGUACACCCCUUGAAGUGGUGUUACUGCAGGAGAUUGAACGUUAUAACUUUUUGUUGAGUAGAAUGAAAAUACAUAUGCGCGAUUUGCAGCGCGGCAUUAAAGGACUCGUGGUGAUGAGCACAGAAUUGGAAGAUAUUUAUCAAUCGGUAUAUGAAGGACGCGUACCGGCUGUUUGGCUGAAAUCUUACCCAUCUUUGAAACCGCUGGCCGCCUGGUCACGUGAUCUCAUACUGCGUAUUGAACACUUUUCACAUUGGGCCAAAACGCUGAAACAACCAACGCUGUUCUGGUUGGCUGCAUACACUUUUCCCACUGGUUUCCUUACAGCGGUGUUGCAGACCUCGGCACGCGCCACCCGUACGCCGAUCGACGAAUUGUCAUGGGACUUUUUUGUCUUCAUCGAGGAUGAUGCAGCUGCCGCUCGCAUCGUACGUGAAGGUGGCGGUGUUUAUGUGCGUGGUCUAUUCUUGGAGGGCGCCGGUUGGCUACGUAAGUUACAAUGCUUACAGGAUCCCCUACCGAUGGAGUUGAUCUGCCCCAUGCCCGUAAUACACUUUAAGCCGGUGGAGAAUCUUAAAAAGAAAACUCGCGGCGUAUAUCAGUGUCCAGCUUAUUAUUAUCCCCAGCGCGCAGGCUCUUUCAUAAUCGCCGUAGACUUGAAAUCUGGCAAUGAGAAGUCAGAUUAUUGGAUCAAACGCGGCACGGCUUUGUUACUCAGCCUUAGUGUUUAGUUGUUGCGUAGCACUGUUUUUGCUGUGCUACAAUUCCCUCGUUGUUUAA